This is a messenger RNA of Pieris rapae (cabbage white), 2751 nucleotides long. It is a transcript of the gene Elp3, whose product is annotated as elongator complex protein 3. Gene Ontology annotation, biological process: tRNA wobble base 5-methoxycarbonylmethyl-2-thiouridinylation. Lineage: Eukaryota; Metazoa; Arthropoda; Insecta; Lepidoptera; Pieridae. The coding region runs from base 108 to 1775 and encodes 555 amino acids. Gene Ontology annotation, molecular function: acyltransferase activity, transferring groups other than amino-acyl groups; iron-sulfur cluster binding. Gene Ontology annotation, cellular component: nucleus; elongator holoenzyme complex; cytoplasm. The transcript is spliced from 7 exons. The record is from RefSeq and is a predicted model, not a curated record.
GUAAAUUGUCAGUUUGGUAAAAAAAUUGUGUUUUGUUGAAUUGUUGUUUAACCCCUUACCCGAUAUAAAUCAUCAAUACACGCGAUAAAUUUUUAAACGAGUUAAAAAUGCCGAAAAAGAAGAUUAUGCCGGAACUCUCAAAAGAGGAAAAGAUGGUGAUUGUUAUAUCAGAGAUUAUUCAUGAAUUGCAAGCCGCUCAUCGCCAGGGUAAAGAUGUUAACCUCAAUAAAAUGAAAACGAGGAUUUCAUCAAAGUAUGGUCUGGACACAUCACCUCGGCUAGUCGAUAUCAUUGCAGCUGUGCCAUCAGAUGCCAAGAGUUAUUUAUUACCAAAGCUGAAAGCGAAGCCCAUUCGUACGGCAUCUGGUAUUGCUGUAGUAGCAGUAAUGUGUAAGCCUCAUCGUUGCCCACAUAUUAACUUUACUGGUAAUAUUUGUGUUUAUUGCCCCGGAGGACCUGAUUCUGAUUUUGAGUAUUCCACUCAGAGUUACACAGGUUAUGAGCCCACAUCAAUGAGAGCAAUUCGAGCAAGAUAUAAUCCAUACUUACAAACUCGUCAUAGAGUUGAGCAGUUGAAACAACUGGGACAUAGUGUGGAUAAAGUUGAAUUUAUUGUUAUGGGUGGAACUUUUAUGAGCCUCCCUGAAGACUACAGAGAUUAUUUCAUUAGGAAUCUUCAUGAUGCUCUGUCUGGCCACACUUCACAAAGUGUUGCAGAAGCAGUGAAAUAUUCAGAAAAGGCAAAAACUAAAUGCAUUGGUAUCACUAUUGAGACUCGACCUGAUUACUGCCUACAGAGACAUAUGAGUGACAUGCUUAAUUAUGGAUGUACUAGGCUAGAGAUAGGAGUUCAGUCUGUGUAUGAGGACAUAGCCAGAGACACAAAUCGAGGCCACACAGUCAAAGCUGUUUGUGAAAACUUCUGUUUGGCUAAGGAUGCUGGGUUUAAGAUUGUUGCCCACAUGAUGCCAGACCUACCAAAUGUGGAUUUAGACCGUGAUGUAGAACAAUUUAAAGAGUUCUUUGAGAACCCAGCCUUCCGUGCUGAUGGUCUUAAGAUCUACCCAACUUUGGUCAUUAGAGGCACCGGCUUGUAUGAGUUGUGGAAAACUGGGCGAUACAAGAGUUAUCCUCCAUCUACAUUGGUGGAUUUAAUAGCUAAGAUAUUAGCUAUGGUUCCGCCUUGGACUAGAGUUUACAGGGUACAAAGAGACAUUCCAAUGCCUCUUGUGUCAUCAGGAGUGGAGCAUGGUAAUCUCCGAGAGCUUGCAUUACAGCGAAUGUCAGAUUUGGGUACAGAUUGUAGGGAUGUUAGAACCAGGGAGGUUGGAAUACAAGAGAUACAUAAUAAAGUCAGGCCAUAUCAAAUUGAACUGGUACGUCGUGAUUAUGUUGCAAAUGGUGGAUGGGAAACCUUUCUCGCAUAUGAGGAUUCUGAUCAAGAUAUCCUAGUUGGUCUCCUUCGACUUAGGAAAUGUGCCAAAGACACAUAUAGACCUGAGCUCAAACCGGGGCCAAAUGCCAAUUUUAAACAGUGCAGUAUUGUUAGGGAACUGCAUGUCUACGGAUCUGUUGUACCGGUAAAUGCUCGCGACCCAACAAAGUUUCAGCAUCAAGGGUUUGGUAUGCUCCUAAUGGAGGAAGCGGAAAGGAUUGCUUUAGAGGAACACGGAUCAGACAAAAUGGCCGUAAUAUCAGGAGUAGGCACCAGGAACUAUUAUGCGAAGAUUGGUUACCAUCUAGAAGGACCAUAUAUGGUCAAGAUGUUGGCAUAAAUUGUUUUAUUUUGGACGAAUAUGAUUUCCAGAUGUGAUCAAGAUGUUAAGAAAUAAAGUUUAUAAAAUAUUUAUUUUUAUGAUAUUCCGGCUUUUAGUUACGAAGGACCAAUAACACUAUAUCAAGUUUAUACGGUUUUAAAUGUAAAAAAUACGACUUUUAAACCUUAAGGCAACAAAGAUUUGUUUGACGUUUAAUGAAACCAGAUUUAAGCUUAACUUGAUUUUUAAGCUAUAAUGAUAUUAAUUGUAAACGAAUCAUUAAUAUGUGACAUAAAUAGUUUAUGUUUUGAUGUCUAUAGUAUUGGAUGUUGUGUUAAAUGUUGACUUCUAAGCCGUUUUCCUUAACUUAACAAAAAACUUAAGUACUUCAAUGAAUGUAGAUUUUAAUGGCAUAAGAAAACUUGGAUUACAUAACUUAAUUUAAAAAAUACUUUAAAACUGUCCAGCUUGUACAAAUUACAUUUAAUUUUUGUAAAUAAUAAAUAAGCACAUUUCAGUUUAUAGAAUUAUAAAAUGUAUAUUUUUAUGCAGGCCUGAAUUAAAAAAAAGCUAUUUUAUUUCUGAUGUUCCUAUCUACGGCCUCAAUAAUUUUAUAUGGGUAUAAAUGUAUGUAAAUUACAAACCCUGAUAAAUAAAUAUGCAACACCUUUCAAGACACCGUAAAAUAAUAUAUUUAUGUAUUAUCGGUCGAAUGUAAAACAGACUACGAUGCGUUUCGUAAUUGUCUUUGACAGUUUCGGUCGCGUAUCUGUGAUUGGUCUAAGACGGUAUUGACAAUGACAAACGAUUCGCGCCAAAACUUUGUCGUUUUACGUUCUACCUCACUCGCACUGAAAGAGUUCAUAGUUACUUUUUAAAACUUUCGAUAGGACUAUUGUUCUUCAUAUCUAAUUACUAAAUAGUGGUACAAUUUUAAAAUUGAUGUCUAUACUUAUCAAUGUUGUAAUUUUAUGGUAUUAAAUAAAUUAUAUAA